Messenger RNA from Bursaphelenchus okinawaensis, 2279 nucleotides. The record is from the annotation of a GenBank genome assembly. Lineage: Eukaryota; Metazoa; Nematoda; Chromadorea; Rhabditida; Aphelenchoididae.
AUGCAAAUUUUUUUUGAUACUCUAUCGCCAGAGGUAAGUCAACAGCAAGACUGCGAGCAUUUUUGAGAGGGUGGGGUAGGGUAAAAUAAAAAGUACUUUUACUUUUUAACUUUUAGUUAUGGUCUAUUGUCAUAGGACAUGUCAAAUCAAUGGAGGAUGUUUGUUCGUUGGCUAUGGUAAGCAAAUACUUUUACAAGCAGGUCGACAAGGAUUUUAAACGACUAUGUUAUAAUCAUGUUGUGUACCGACUCAAAGGCGAAACAUGGGCAUACGCUUUCUUGAAGUAAGUCUACGUUGGGUAGGGUAGAGUUGAAUAGGAUGGGGUAGUAUAGAGUAGAGUAAAAGGGCCGAAAAAUUAAGCUCUGCCCUUUUACAAGCCAUGCCCUACUCUAAUUCCCAGGGUUGAAAAAGUCAGUCUAUAACAACUUCCAAUGACACUUGAUACUUUCAGCUUCGGAGCUCGUGCGUACAAUUCUGUAUGUAAUAAUAAAAAUGUUUACGAUGACAACGCCCUUUGUUGUCCGUUUACAGGAAAAAUUGCAAUAUAUUUGAGGCGUGGCUACGUUUUGAUGACGAAUAUUGACUUUGGUCUUAACGAAUUUACCAUUCUCGACUUUACUUCAUACACAACCCAUAUCAUGUUCGUAAGCAUAGUCAAUAAAGGCGAAGAACUUUUGGUUCGUGCUCGAUAUAUUGUAGUAGUAUACAAUCUGCAUGCGAGCAAAGUGACACAUGUGUUGACUGGAGAAAGAAGUCUCGAGUUUUAUAUGCUACAAGCUGGUGGUAUUGUCGAUUAUUACACCAAAAAAGAGUUUCGAAUUAACGCGGCGAUUUCGUUUUUCGAAAUUCACUAUAUCAACAGGUAUGACAAGGUUAAAUACAUUGUAGUACGUACAACAAACGAUCAACUUGUUGUAAUUGACAAUGUGACAGACGAAAGGCAGGUAAUCUGCAGAUGGAGAGACAAAAUGAAUGUUUAUGUUAUCAACGAAAACGACUCUGUCGUGAUCUUGGGCUCCAGGGGUAAGUUGGCUAGAUUUAUAGUUUACGUGUCCCUUUUAGCUAUAGCUCCAUACCUAGUUUUAGCUCUAGCCUUAGCCCUCAGCUUAGCCCUAUCUCUACCUUUCGCUGUAGUCUUAGCUCAAGCUCUACCAUAGCUCUAGCUCUCAACAACUAGUUAUAUACCCUUACCCAAUAUCAUUCACAAUAACGAAUAUUCAACUUAAGCUCAUAAUCAAGGAUGUCAAGUGUACUGUCUUAGAAGGAGAAGAUUUGUGUUUGAUCAAGUCAAUGAUGACCAGUGGUUUCUAUUCAAUUCCACCACGCUUUUUAAGCCAGCGGAUAUGACGGUAAGGACAUUAAGAUUUAAUGAUUCUACGGUUGUCGUAACAAAUUAGGAACACAGAGCGAGGGGAGGGUAGAAUCUUAUAAAAAAAUGUAAUACAGCUUGUAACAAGCCUUACAGUAUCUUUACAUUUUAGUUUUUGGUCUACAACAAACAGAUAAGCAAUUGGAAAGAAAUAAGACCCAACCCAGCCCUUCGACUGGAACGGAGAUGUGAAUGUUAUUUGACUGUAAACUUUGUGCCAUUACCUGCUUACCAAAUCAUGGAAUCGUUUCAGGAUGAUGUCGCUAAGCGUGUUUUUUUGCGGUUUAGACCAGGCAAGUUUAGUAAAGUCUUGAGGACAGGGUAUGGCAGGAUAAGGUAGAGUAGGGUAGAAUAGGGUGGGGUAGAGUAGGGUGGGAUAGGGUAAGAUAGGGUAGGGUAGAGUAAGGUAGGGUAGGGUAGGGUAGGGUAGGGUAGGGUAGGGUAGGGUAGGGUAGGGUAGGGUAGGGUAGGGUAGGGUAGGGUAGGGUAGGGUAGGGUAGGGUAGGGUAUGGUAGGGUAGGGUAGGGUGGGGUAGGGUAGGACAGGGUAGCGUAGGGUAGUGUCCGACUGACAAAAAAAAACGCAUAAUGAAAGCGAUGAUAGUUUAUUAAUGACUAUAAAUCCUGUUUUAGAUGGAGUCGAAGUAAAAACUUUUAAUGCCGAAGUAGAGUUUAUACCCGAAAAACAUAACAAUUACCAAUUCAUACAGAAAGACAAUCACCACAUUGCGCAGUUGAUAAAACCGCAGUAUACAAUGAAUAAAGAAGAAAUGAUUAAUGUGAUAGCUUGGUUCAAUCAGCAGUACAAUUUAAAUCCAAGUGUUCCAUUACUAGAUGCCGAAACUGGAGCCGUCAAACACCGGUCCGACUUUUUUUCGGAGCAAAUAGACUUGUGGGUCGAAUAUUUUUAA